CAUUAUUGUUGAUAGGUAAAACGAGAAAUAAACUUUUGGUAAUAAAAAUGGAAAAUAGAACAACGGACCACAAAACAAAGCGAUCAGUGUUUCCAGUCACAUUGGAUCAAUUUAUUGAAUACACCAACGUGAUCAAAGUAGUGGAAGACCAUAUUAAAAGCAAGCACCCAGUGCUUUUAAAGGAAAUCCGGACCAGAAGCCAAAGUAAGGAAAUAAUGAUGCGUGCUAAAAAUAUCUGGAAAACAUAUUACAAAAGGCCGCACAAAAGGGUUUUGGCGCCAAUAGCACAUGUAGCUGUAAAUGAUGACUGCGAUGAGGACAUGAAACGCCGUAUAUUAAAAAUACCUGGAGCAUAUAAAUAUAUGCUCGAAGAGGAAGAAAGUGUAGACGAGAGCGAGGAGGAAAGCAUUGAAGUAAGGCCAUGCCCUAAAAGCAUUAAAAACAAGCUUUUAGAAGAAAUUAGAAGACAAAGAAAUAAUGAAAAAUAGAUGAUUGUGUUUACCAAAGAAUAUCUCCACAUGAACGGAAACUCCGCCCACUUUGUGAGACUGGAUUUGACAUUGUUUUGAAAACUAAUUUACUACAUAAUAUUGUGGAUGCAAUGCGGGACUUUUUUAUAAUUUCCAUAUACAGUGAGCGACAAAACUCUACAUACACCCCCCAUUUCUGCUAGCCGUAAAU
This is a messenger RNA of Teleopsis dalmanni, 681 nucleotides long. RefSeq lists its product as uncharacterized. The record is from RefSeq and is a predicted model, not a curated record. Lineage: Eukaryota; Metazoa; Arthropoda; Insecta; Diptera; Diopsidae. The transcript is spliced from 4 exons. Bases 48 to 488 code for a protein of 146 amino acids.